UUCCAAUUUCCUCUGUUUCAAUUUCAACACUUUGCUUUAUAGUACCUUAAUUUGUCCUUCCUUCAUGGCUUCCCAACUUGGAGCAAGAACCAAUGGAAUUUCACCAAACAAUUUUCAGAUUGAGAUUCCUAUCCAUGCAAAUAGUACUACUAUAAUAGAUAAAAAACAGAACCAAAGUGUUGAUGAAAAUGAGAGUAACAACAUUGAUUACUCUCAAAGGGCACAAUGGCUUAGAGCAGCCAUGUUAGGAGCCAAUGAUGGCUUAAUCACUGUUGCCUCAUUGAUGAUUGGUAUUGGAGCUAUAAAAGAAGACAUAAGUGUAAUGAUCCUUGCUGGUUUCGCCGGUUUAGUAGCCGGUGCUUGUAGCAUGGCUAUUGGUGAGUUUGUUUCUGUUUAUACUCAAUAUGACAUUGAGAUGGCUCAAAUUAAAAGAGAAAGAGAAUUAGCAAAUAAUAAUAAUAAUGAUGAAGAAGAAAGUAGUGGAAAUGAGAAAUUGCCAAAUCCAUUUCAAGCAGCAAUAGCAUCAGCACUUGCAUUUUCUGUUGGUGCUUUAAUGCCAUUGCUAGCAGCUGCAUUUAUAAAGAACCAUAAGGUUAGAAUGGGUGUAGUUGCUGCUGUGGUGAGCUUUGCAUUGUUGGUGUUUGGAUCAGUGGGAGCAUUGAUCGGAAAAACUCCGGUUAUGAAGUCUUGUGUUAGAGUUCUUAUUGGUGGUUGGAUGGCUAUGGCUAUUACUUUUGGUGUAACCAAAUUGAUUGGCACUACUGGAAUUUGACUUCAGUUAAUGUAACAAAUGUUAGUACUUGCCCAACCACCAAGUCACCUUAUCACUCCCUAAUAAGUCUCCUUAAUACGUCUGUUAUUAAUAUUAGUAUUGUUUUGUAUUUCUCUACUAAGAUUAAUUUGUGUUGUGUGGCUACUUUGUGCUAGCUAUAUAUAUUAUUUCCACAGUUUUUAUAUGUUGUCUUUAUCUCUUCAUGUUUGUUGUUUUACUAUUCUAGUCAGGGAAUCAGAUCUUCUCACAUGAUGCAUGCAUCAAAUAUUUGUAAAAAAGUGCUACCGCGCGAAAUGGCAUGUUGUGCAAGUUAAAAAAGUUAUUACAUCAUUGCACCUUUGAGAGAUGAUCCGAGUCCUUGAACAAGGUAAAAUGUUUAGAA
Messenger RNA from Trifolium pratense (red clover), 1154 nucleotides. RefSeq names its product vacuolar iron transporter homolog 4-like. The transcript has a single exon. Gene Ontology annotation, molecular function: manganese ion transmembrane transporter activity; iron ion transmembrane transporter activity. NCBI's taxonomy places the organism in Eukaryota, Viridiplantae, Streptophyta, Magnoliopsida, Fabales, Fabaceae. The coding region runs from base 65 to 772 and encodes 235 amino acids. The record is from RefSeq and is a predicted model, not a curated record. Gene Ontology annotation, biological process: intracellular manganese ion homeostasis. Gene Ontology annotation, cellular component: membrane.